ACAUGUUUAAUUCAAAUUGUGUAUCUACAUUUGAUUAUUAGUUCAUCACAAUAGCAUUAUGAGAAUUUUAAACUUAAAAGUGGAACUAACUGAUAAUUUCUGACUAUUGUCAUCUCUUUGCGGCUUGUGAUCACGAUAUAAUUUUAAUUAAUGUAAAAUCAUUGAGGAUUUUUUUCUAGUGUUCUUCAAUCAGCAAAACAAUGUGCAUAAUGGGUGGUUGUCGCGGUCGAUGCUCGACAGUACCCUCCCCUGACAAGCUUCCAAUUUUCUUUUCAGAAACAUGGACCAUGGUGGUGCAGAGCCGUCCAACCUAUCAAAGCCCCUUCAUUUUUAUAUUAGCCUGCAUAAGCUUUGGCUUCUAAAAACGAGAGAAAUUCACCAACUAGCGUAGUCUUCGCUCUGACUCUCCAUAAAAGAAACGUUUCAAAAGUACAUUUUCUUUGAAAUUCAAAGCUUCAUUUCACACCUCCCCCAUUUACACCACCUGAGUUUCCUCUCGGGUUUUCUCUCUUCUCCACGUUCUCGCAUCUUUCUUGACUCUACACUUCUUUCUCUUAUUCUUCUUCUUUAAUUAAUAGUUUCCUGUUUCUUGCAUAUUUCGUAUUGGUUUCAAGACAUAAUCGUAUGUUGUUUUACAUUAGUCCAAGAUCUAAAACCUCCAUUACAUGGAUCUUGUAAGCAAAAUCUACAGUUCACAGUCUCUUCCUCCAAUCACAAGUCCUACUACCAGUACCUCAAUCUUUGGUACUCAUUCACAUUCUUCAGACACAAGUUUCCCCAUUAUAGCGAUUGCCAUCAUAGGGAUUUUAGCCACUGCUUUUUUGCUGGUUAGCUAUUACAUAUUUGUCAUCAAAUGCUGCCUCAACUGGCACCGCGUCGAUGUUCUAAGACGAUUCUCUCUAUCAAGAAACAGAAAUCACGACGAUCCUCUAAUGGGCCACUCUCCCGCAAUGGAGACUCGUGGACUGGAUGAGUCGGUGAUAAGGUCAAUCCCAAUAUUCAAGUUUAAGAAAGGAGGCAAUAAAAGUAGAGACUUUGGAGAAAGAAGUUUAUGUGAAUGUGCAGUUUGCUUGAAUGAGUUUCAAGAAGAUGAGAAGCUGAGGAUAAUACCAAAUUGUCGCCAUGUUUUCCAUAUUGAUUGCAUUGAUGUUUGGCUUCAAAAUAAUGCAAAUUGCCCACUUUGCAGAAACAGCAUCUCAACCACCACGAGAUUCCCAAUUGAUAACGUUAUAGCUCCAAGCUCUUCCCCACAAGAUACAAAUCCUUACAGCGAAACUGUCGUCGGUGGAGAUGAAGAUUAUGUUGUUAUUGAAUUGGGUAACCAUAAUUCCGCAGAUCAAACCUUGCUUGCGGCACAGGAAAGAUUGAUGAAUUCAGGAGAGUUAUCAGCAAGUUCGAUUAGCCCUUCCCCAUGGAGGAAAUUAGAACAGAGAGGAUCAGCUCUUCACCAGAAAGCAAGAAAAUUUAAUAAGUUAACCAGCAUGGGAGAUGAAUGUAUUGAUAUUAGAGGUAAAGAUGAUCAAUUUGCAAUCCAACCCAUAAGGAGAUCCUUUUCACUGGAUUCGUCAGCAGAUCGGCAGCUAUAUUUAUCAAUUCAGGAGAUUGUUCAGCAGAGCAGGCAAGCAAUUACUGAGGUCAGUCCUGUUGAAGGUUGUAGUAGCACUAGUAAACCAAGAAGAACUUUCUUUUCUUUUGGUCACAGCAGAGGAUCAACCAGAUGUGCAGUCUUACCAGUUCAUUUGGAGCCAUAAAGCCAAAAAGGUUUAAAUUUCUUUAUUUUUUUUUAAUCUUUUCAAAGAUAUAGUGAUUUUAGAUGUGGUUAUUUAAAAGGCAUAGGAUCUGUGACAUAAAGAUACUCGAUUGAAAUCUCAAAUACUAAUUUUAUUUGAUUGUUGGGCCAAUGUGUUCACAACAGCCAUGAUCGUGAUCGUGAUGGCUGAAACCACCACUUUCUUGUGCCCAUUCUGAAUGAAUUCAGCUGUUGCUGUACCCUUUUUUUUAUUUUUCUUUUUGUUCUUUUUUUGUUAAAAAAUUUGGAAAAAAAGGUAGGAAGAUGUCGCGUCCACUCUACUGGUGAUUUUAACACAGUUAGAGAAUAGUCGGUUUCAACUAAUAUAAUAGCUGUAUGAAUAACGCAAAAUGUUGGUGGAGGAGGAAGGCAUACUGUUUGUUCAUGGUUGGUAAUGGUUCCUGUAUUGUCCCAUGACAACAAAGCAUCCUCAUCCAGGCUGUAGGCACCUUGUAAUAAUCUAGCAUCCAAAUGAUCAUAUAUUCUACACAGAGAUUAGUUGAAUUUUCAGUAUUGAAAAUUUAUGGAGGGUCCAACACCCCAACUCAGGGACAGUGAAGAUGCAUCAAUUCUAAAUGAAAAAUAUAUAUAACUAAUCUGUUCCUGGCUGCAGAAAUAUUCAUGUGCGUACAGCCAAUGGCCACACAUUGGUUGUUGAUCACUUUGACAGUAUAACUACAUUACCCAUA
Molecule: messenger RNA, 2478 nt
Organism: Manihot esculenta (cassava)
Lineage: Eukaryota; Viridiplantae; Streptophyta; Magnoliopsida; Malpighiales; Euphorbiaceae
Product: RING-H2 finger protein ATL16
Exons: 1
Coding region: 666-1751 (361 amino acids)
Biological process (GO): protein ubiquitination
Molecular function (GO): transferase activity
Source: RefSeq, a predicted model, not a curated record